Molecule: messenger RNA, 1832 nt
Organism: Chaetomium fimeti
Lineage: Eukaryota; Fungi; Ascomycota; Sordariomycetes; Sordariales; Chaetomiaceae
Product: peptidase M24, structural domain-containing protein
Exons: 5
Coding region: 260-1426 (388 amino acids)
Biological process (GO): proteolysis
Cellular component (GO): cytosol
Molecular function (GO): metalloaminopeptidase activity
Source: RefSeq, a predicted model, not a curated record
CCUCAGAAUCAAGCCACAGUACGCAUCGUGUUCCGGUUUCAGCCACAAACCCGCAGCCCAAAAAUGUUGCGCGAUGUGCCGCCAACAUGCGCCCCAUCAACCUGUUGGCUGACAGUUCUUCUUCUUUUUUGACGUAUUAUCAGGCUCCCUUCUUUUCGUUUUUUAAGCCGCGAACAAAAUAGCAACCUUCUCUUGUGCGCAAUCUCGAACCAUAACCCGAUCACUACCCCGCGCCGACCCCCUCCAUCAACACACCACCAUGGCCGAAGAACCCCCGACAAAGAGGAAGUGCCUCGGUGUUGACUGCGAAAACGAGGCUAGUUCCCUGCAGUGCCCGAAGUGUCUGAGCAUCGGCGUCAAGGACAGUUAUUUCUGCUCUCAAGACUGCUUCAAGAAGAACUGGGCCACGCACAAGAAGUCCCAUGCGCAAGAGAACAAAACCGGAUACUUCAACCCGUUCCCGACCUUCAACUUCACCGGACCCCUGCGGCCCGUUUACCCUCUUUCCGAGAAGCGCGAGGUGCCCAAAUCGAUACCGCAUCCCGAUUACGCCGAAGAUGGCAUUCCCAAGCUCGGCCGAUCAAUCGUCAGGUCCAACAAGUUUCAGCAGCUCGACGCCAAGGCCCAGGACGGCAUGCGCAAGGUGUGCCGGCUGGCGCGAGAGGUCUUGGACAUUGCGGCUGCGGCUAUCCGGCCAGGCAUCACGACCGACGAGAUCGACGACAUUGUACAUAAGGCCUGCGUUGAACGAAACUCUUAUCCGUCGCCCCUGAACUACAACCACUUCCCCAAGUCCGUAUGUACCUCGGUUAACGAAGUCAUUUGCCACGGGAUACCCGACAAGCGUGUGUUGCUCGACGGGGACAUUGUCAACCUUGAUGUCACCCUGUACCAUGAAGGUUACCAUGGCGACCUAAACGAGACGUACUACGUUGGCGAUCGGGCCAAAGCAGACCCUGACACGGUGCGCGUCACCGAGACGGCGCGGGAGUGUCUGGAAGAGGCUAUCAAGCUGGUGAAGCCGGGGACACUGAUCCGUGAGUUUGGCAACGUCAUCGAGGCCCACGCCAAGUCCAAGAACUGCAGCGUCAUCCGCACCUAUGUCGGCCAUGGCAUCAACAGCAUUUUCCACUGCCCGCCCAACAUCCCGCAUUAUGCCAAAAACAAGGCUGUUGGUGAAUGCAAGCCGGGCAUGACCUUUACCAUCGAGCCCAUGAUUGCACUGGGCAAGUACAGGGAUGUGACCUGGCCGGAUAACUGGACAAGCACGACGAUAGACGGGAAGAAGACGGCUCAGUUCGAGCAUACCCUUCUCGUGACGGAGACGGGCGUGGAAAUUUUGACGGCCCGACAGGAAAAUUCCCCUGGUGGACCGAUCCCCAUGCCGACGCCAACUGCUAACGGCACGAGCGCGGGCGAUAGUUAGGAGAAGCGAACAAUUCCCCAUAAUAUAAUACCGCGUGGGUUUCACUGUUUACCAGCACUUCCGAGGUUCCAUUAAAGGGGCAUUGCAACAACAAGCUCGGUGGUUUCUGGUGGGCCUAUGCUCGGCGUGAUUUGUUCUUGUCCUCGUCCGACUCUUGACGGGUGGAAAGUAACCCAGUGGAUUCCCGUAUAUCCCGUCUGGGAGAUCGACGCAUUUGACCAUUUGUUCCUGGCACUGCUCCCGUGCCUCCAGGCACCCGGGACCCGGGCAUCCAUUAGUGGUUCGCGCCGAGUUGGGACCCACCGCCGCGAAGCCAACGAGCCCGCAGGCAAGCGAGCUGGAGCUUGGACCAUUUGAAAACCAAGCGACUGCCGCGCCCCACUUGCAUCAUUUUUAGCACCGCCUG